GUUUGUGUGAGAAUUCUUCGGUAUGGCUACUGCCCUCGGCUCCAGUUCAAUCCCCGGUAUCUUGGCCAGUGGAGCUUCGGAAAAUAGAGGCGAAAACGCGAGACUCGAGAGCUAUGUCGGAGCAAUCGCCAUUGGUGAUCUGGUCAAGACCACUCUGGGCCCUAGGGGUAUGGACAAGAUUUUGGAGAGCAUGGAUAAGCAAGGCCCUCGUGGGAAGAACGUCACUGUUACCAACGACGGAGCCACAAUUCUACAGUCCAUCUGGGUCGACAAUCCCGCAGCCAAGAUUCUGGUCGACAUGAGCCGAACUCAGGACCAACAGUGUGGCGAUGGCACGACCUCAGUGGUCGUAUUGGCGGCCGAGAUGCUUCGUCGGGCUGAGGACUUAGUGACCAUUCAGAAGCUCCAUCCCAUGGUUAUCAUCAAGGGAUUUCGCGCUGCUCUUGCUUGUGCGAGGAAGACAUUGGACGGUUGCGCCUUCGAUAACGGCAAGGAUGAAGCCAAAUUCCGCGAGGAUCUGCUCGCUAUCGCUCGAACGACACUCUCGUCAAAGCUCCUUCACUACGAGAAGGACAAGUUCGCUGAGCUGGCCGUUGACGCAGUUCUUCGCCUGAAGGGUCGGAAGAACUUGGAUUACAUCCAGGUGAUCAAAAAGCCCGGUGCUUCGCUGCGUGACAGCUACCUUGAGGAGGGCUUCAUCCUCGAGAAGCGUAUCGGCACAGGUAUGCCUAAGAAAAUCGAGGAUUGCAAUGUGAUGAUUGCCAACACUCCAAUGGAUACUGACAAGAUCAAGAUCUACGGCGCUCGGGUUAAGGUCGAUUCUUUGACCAGCGUUCAGGAAAUUGAGGCCGCCGAGAAGGAGAAGAUGAAGGAUAAGGUCGACAGAAUUUGCGAUUCGGGCUGCAACGUUUUUAUCAACAGACAAUUGAUAUACAAUUAUCCUGAGCAGUGCUUCCGUAAGCGCGGAGUUGUGGCCAUUGAGCAUUCGGAUUUCGAUGGCACUGAGAGGCUUGCCGCUGUGCUCGAUGCCGACAUCGCUUCUACUUUCGAGGAACCCAAGAAGAUCAAAUUAGGCCACUGCAAGGAAAUCAAGGAGAUCAUGUUAGGUGAAGACAAGGCUAUUCAGUUCACUGGCUGUGCCUCUGGUGAGGCUUGCUGCAUCGUCCUUAGAGGAGCUAGCCAGCAUGUUCUCGAUGAGGCUGAGCGUUCUCUUCACGACGCGUUGGCCGUCCUCUACCAGACCAUCAGCGAGACUAGAGUCGUCUACGGUGGUGGAUGCACAGAGAUGGAAAUGGGAGUUAACGUCCUGGAGUUGGCCUCCAAGACUGAGGGAAAAGAAGCGCUCGCUGUCGAAGCUUUCGCUAAGGCCUUGAUGGCGAUGCCUGGAAUUCUAGCUGAGAACGGAGGAUUCGAUGCUGCCGAGCUGGUCGGCAAUCUCCGAGCGAUGCAUCAGAAGGGACAUGCCGACGCUGGGCUUGAUCUUUCCAAGGGUGUCGUGUCGAGUAUGUCGGAACUCCGAAUCUGCGAGUCCUACCGUUCUAAACUCUCUCAACUUUGCGCCGCAACGGAGGCCGCCGAGCAGGUUGUACGCGUAGACAACAUCAUCAGAAACGCUCCUAGACAGCGCAACGCAUAAAUACUACGUCACUACUUCUUUGUCAAGCGAUUGGGGGAUGGAGACUGGCGCCGUUCAAUGUGUGACAGAGAUCAUAUACC
This is a messenger RNA of Perkinsus marinus ATCC 50983, 1716 nucleotides long. RefSeq names its product T-complex protein 1 subunit beta, putative. Gene Ontology annotation, biological process: protein folding. Gene Ontology annotation, molecular function: ATP binding; ATP-dependent protein folding chaperone; ATP hydrolysis activity. Bases 23 to 1636 code for a protein of 537 amino acids. Lineage: Eukaryota; Perkinsozoa; Perkinsida; Perkinsidae. The transcript is spliced from 16 exons. Gene Ontology annotation, cellular component: cytosol; chaperonin-containing T-complex. The record is from RefSeq and is a predicted model, not a curated record.